UGGACUCGGGGCAUCAUGUACUACAAAUUUAGUGGCUUCACGCAGAAGUUGGCCGGAGCGUGGGCUUUGGAGGCCUAUAGCCCGCAGGGAUUAAAGCCUAUGGUUUCCACAGGAGCACCACCUAUCAUAUUUGCCACACCAAAUAAACUGACCUCCGAUUCCACAGUGUAUGAUUAUGCUGGGAAAAACAGAGUUCCAGAGCUUCAGAAGUUUUUCCAGAAAACUGAUGGUGUGCCCGUCUACCUGAAACGAGGCCUGCCUGACCAAAUGCUUUACCGGACCACCGUGGCGCUGACUGUGGGAGGGACCAUCUACUGCCUGAUCGCCCUCUACAUGGCUUCACAGCCUAAAAACAAAUGAGUUAGGCUGCUGAGGACUGGUUUGUUUUGUGGCAUAAACCCUUUGAAUUUCCUUUUUCAUUGUUAAAUUAAAAUUUUUUUUUUUUACUUCGAUGGCUUAAUAUUUUUGCAAGAAAAAUAGGAAGAUAUGAAGAUGAUGUUUUGGUUUGUUUAUGAAAUGCAUAUGGCUUGUCAGAGCUCAUUUGUCCGUUAAAGCCAUUGUUUAAAGAAAUGGUGCUUUGCUCUGUGUUUGUGCUCCUGAUUUCCCUGGAGGUUCUGGAUGAAGGCUGCACACAGGCUUGUUAACGUCAGUCUGUGCUGAGGACCUCAGGGACUUGAGGUUGCAUUUUUGAGCAUGGGGUGCAGAAGACUUUCUGGAUUUGGAUGUGACUGUGGAAAGAACACAGAAGCCAAGGUCAUGUGCAUGAAAUGAGGGGUUUGAGUUAGUCACCUCGGGGACUUUUUCCAUUUUGCAGUAAAAUGUUAAAUUAAUGUAGCCUGCCUCUAUUCGUUGGGCAGUUAAUUUCAAAGGGUUAUUUGCCUCAUCUCCUAUCUUCAGUGAAAUCUUAUGUGUAAUUGUGUGUAUUUACUCCACCAUGGGAACAGAGAACACCUGUUUAGUGUUGCACUUUAGAUCGGUGUCUCUUUUGUUGAUGCAGCUGUGCCACAAAUUCUCCUUUAUCUUUUAAAAAUGUUAUAGCUUUAAAUUAUGACUUAUUUUGACUGUGGAAUAAAUACAUGAAU
Molecule: messenger RNA, 1082 nt
Organism: Chlorocebus sabaeus (green monkey)
Lineage: Eukaryota; Metazoa; Chordata; Mammalia; Primates; Cercopithecidae
Source: RefSeq, a predicted model, not a curated record